GUGGAAUCCUUGGCUUUGCUGUUUGCAACUCUAAUUUUUAGUUCUCAGAUGAGACCAAUCCUGGCUAGAAAUCAGGAGGAACGACAGAUGUUACAUGGUGGAAAUUAUGUGGGAAAUUUAACUGGAUUAGUUAAUGUAAUAGCUGAAGCAGAAUGCAGUUUCUUUUGUGUUUUCUGACCUAUUUCUUUAUCUUGGGGUCUUUGUGAACCGAAGUUUAGCAAUGGAGAAGAUAAAGUGCUUUGGUUUUGAUAUGGAUUACACACUUGCUGUGUAUAAGUCCCCUGAGUAUGAAUCUCUUGGAUUUGACCUGACUGUAGAAAGAUUGGUUUCCAUUGGAUAUCCUCAGGAGCUGCUCAGUUUUGUCUAUGAUCCUUCUUUCCCUACCAGAGGUCUGGUGUUUGAUACACUUUAUGGAAACCUGUUGAAAGUCGAUGCCUAUGGGAACCUCCUAGUGUGUACACAUGGCUUUAACUUUGUUAGAGGGCCAGAAACUCGGGAGCAGUACCCAAAUAAAUUUAUUCAGAGGGAUGACACAGAGAGAUUUUACAUUCUGAACACGCUGUUCAAUCUACCAGAGACCUACCUGUUGGCUUGCCUAGUAGAUUUCUUUACUAACUGUGACAGGUAUUCUAGCUGUGAAACGGGGUUUAAAGAUGGAGACCUCUUUAUGUCCUUCAGGAGUAUGUUUCAGGAUGUCAGAGAUGCUGUUGACUGGGUUCAUUACCAGGGAACCCUCAAGGAAAAGACACUUGAGAAUCUGGAGAAGUAUGUGGUGAAAGAUGGGAAAAUGCCAUUAUUGCUCAGCCGCAUGAAUGAGGUUGGAAAGGUGUUUCUUGCCACAAACAGUGACUAUAAAUACACAGAUAAAAUUAUGACUUAUUUGUUUGAUUUUUCACAUGGACCAAAGCCUGGGAGCUCUCAUCAGCCAUGGCAGUCGUACUUUGAUCUAAUCCUCGUGGAUGCACGAAAACCCCUCUUUUUUGGAGAAGGCACAGUAUUGCGUCAAGUGGACACUGUUACUGGCAAGUUGAAGAUUGGUACCUACACAGGGCCUCUGCAGCAUGGCAUCGUCUAUUCUGGUGGUUCCUCAGAUACAAUCUGUGACCUGCUGGGGGCUAAGGGCAAAGACAUUUUGUACAUUGGAGACCACAUCUUUGGAGACAUCCUAAAGUCCAAGAAACGUCAGGGUUGGAGGACCUUCCUGGUGAUUCCUGAACUAGCCCAGGAGCUGCAUGUCUGGACUGACAAAAGCUCCCUUUUUGAAGAGCUGCAGAGUCUGGACAUUUUCUUGGCGGAGCUGUACAAGCAUUUGGACAGUAGCAGCAACGAACGGCCUGACAUCAGUUCCAUCCAGAGACGUAUUAAGAAAGUGACUCACGACAUGGACAUGUGCUACGGGAUGAUGGGAAGCCUGUUCCGUAGCGGCUCACGACAGACCCUCUUUGCCAGCCAGGUGAUGCGUUAUGCAGAUCUCUAUGCAGCAUCUUUCAUCAACCUCCUGUACUAUCCGUUCAGCUACCUCUUCAGAGCUGCCCACGUACUGAUGCCACAUGAAUCGACGGUGGAGCACAUUCAUGUUGACAUUAAUGAAAAGGAGUCACCUCUGGCUACACGCAACCGCACCUCAGUGGAUUUCAAAGAUUCCGACUACAAACGGCAUCAACUGACCCGGUCAGUCAGUGAGAUUAAACCACCUAACCUCUUCCCCCAGACUCCUCAGGAAAUCACACAUUGCCAUGAUGAGGAUGAUGAUGAAGAAGAGGAAGAGGAGGAAGAAGAGGAAUAGGAAGGAAAAAUGGAAGCCUCUCUGAAGACAAAACAUGAUUGUGGCAGUGAUAAGCGGGAGUGGAUUCCCAUUUUUGGUUCCAGGGGGAAUGGAUGUGAUUCUUUCAAAGGCACAAUUUGAAAGUUUCCAAAAACUUUUUAAAAUUAACUAAUCAGAAGGAGCCCCUUGUUUUUAAUUUUGUGAAUCUGCUCUUUGCAGACGGUUCAAAAUGCCAAUGGAUUCUGCACUACGGGAGAUUCUAACAGUGUAUUCAGACUGGACUGCACACAAGUGUUGUCUAUAAUGCCUCCCCUGUUACAUAUUAGGGAUGCUGCAUGGUUUUUCUCUUUUUCUUCCCAUUGGUGCAGUUCAUUUGGUUUUCAUUGAACGGUAUCUUAUGAAUGGUUUGGAAUUUCUACAGUCUCCGUAGAGAAGGAAGGAUGCAAUGUGCCCUAUAGCAGACAAAACGGUCUGACAAGAAUCCUCCUACUGCGAGUUGUGCCACUGUUCUUAACUCUCAGCUUUUUUGGAUACAAAUUCUCCCCCUACCAAAUACUGUGUUCUAUCCAGGGAAACGUUAUGGCUUCCAGCAUUGAAUUUACCCUCUGCUAAGCACAAGUUUCCCCUUAUAAGCGCGGUUUAAUGUUCUACAUUACUCUGGCAAUAACUGAUUUCAGUGGGAUUUCGGUACUUACUAGCAUUCAGUAGUUUUGAGUUUGUCAGAAAGUCUGCUGUCUUCCCCUUGGUGGAUAGAGACUUAAUUCUUUCAUCAUUGGCAUGUAAUGCAUGAUUUCUGUUACAUUUAUAAAACAAGUGACUCUUG
Molecule: messenger RNA, 2588 nt
Organism: Chelonoidis abingdonii (Abingdon island giant tortoise)
Lineage: Eukaryota; Metazoa; Chordata; Testudines; Testudinidae
Gene: NT5C2
Product: 5'-nucleotidase, cytosolic II
Biological process (GO): IMP metabolic process; adenosine metabolic process
Molecular function (GO): 5'-nucleotidase activity
Source: RefSeq, a predicted model, not a curated record